CAGUCGACUAGAGACACUCCAUUGGUAUAUACCAUUGCCCUCGCUGAAACGAUGCCAUGCAAUCGCGUUCUCCUUUGUGCAGUUGUGCGUCGUCGAACUGCCCAACACUCCCAACAUGGACGACCAUUCGGGCCUUUCACAGGACUCCAAGUCAGUUUUCCCCUUCGCGAUCGCGACAUGGCUUGUCGUUCUCUGGAUAGGCUAUAGGAUCGCCAUUGCCGCUUACAACAUAUCACCUUUCCAUCCAUUGUCUCAUUUCCCAGGCCCAAAGAUCGCAGCUGUAUCCUACCUCUACGAAGCAUACUACGACUGGUGGCUCGGAGGACGAUAUGGCAAAGUCAUUGCCCGCAUGCACGAGCAAUACGGUCCCAUCGUACGCAUAAACCCAGACGAACUACAUUGCUCCGACCCUGCUUUCACAGACGAGAUAUAUGCUGGCCCCGGUCGCUCGCGCGAUAAGUGGCAGCAUCAACUGAACACUGGUGGAGUCGGACCUGUUGCGGUAACUGGAUUCUCGACAGUUGACCAUGACCUACACCGCGCACGGAAGGCGCCAUUGAGCAAGUUUUUCUCGCGUCAACAGAUGUUGAAGCUGGAGGGCGAAGUACAUGAGUUUGCCAUGAUGACGGCGAACAAGAUGCUCACUUUCGCUGGGAAAAGCGCCUUUGACGUCAAAGAAGCAUUCAACUGCUAUACUGCCGACGUGAUUUCCCAAUACGCAUUCGGUGAGCCCAUGGGCUUUGUCGCACAGGAAGGCUGGGAACCAAACUUCGCAACCUGGGUCAAGUCAUUCUUCAAGAGCGCAUACAUGAUGCGUCACAACGUUUUGGGUCGAAAGAUGGCGCAGGUCCUACCGUUCAUGGCUGAUUAUCUCGGCGAAGAUAUCAAGGCUGUCAUGCGAGUCAUGAACGUAACCAUUCCCCAGUACAUUGGCCAGGCUUUGAAGAACCCAGAGAACGGACGUGUUUUCGCUGAAGUCAUGGGUAAGGACAAGACUAUGUCUGAGGAGGAGAAGUUCCGCUACAAUGGCGAGGGUUUCAACUUUUUGCUUGCGGGUACCGAAACUACAGCUGCUAUACUUACCGUCUUCACCUACUGGACAUUGGCAAAGCCAGAGGUUUACCAGAGACUCCUGGCCGAUCUGUCCAGCGCCGGUAUCAACCUACAGACGCUCAAAUGGGUGGAACUAGAGAAGGUACCAUACUUCUGGGCUGUCCUGCAAGAGUGUCUGCGCAUGAUGCCUGGUGUGUCCCAUCGCUCAGCCAGGAUUGCUCGCUUGGAAGACUUACAUUACGUGUCCGCGGAUGGCAAAUCCGACUGGGUCAUUCCGAGAGGCACCCCCAUUGGCAUGACAUCCAUGAUCAACCACUGGAACAGGGAGCUUUUCCCCGACCCCGAUGAAUUCCUUCCUGAACGUUGGCUAUUGGAGGAUGGAUCGCAAAACUACGCACUGCAAAAGAAGCUGAUCGCAUUCGGAAAAGGAAGCCGCAGCUGCAUCGGUGAGCAACUGGCGUACUGUGAGCUGUACAUCAUGGGCGCGUACAUGGUACUCAAUGUUCUUCCGAGGGCGAAGCUUGUGGACACUGUGAAGGAGGACAUCACAUAUGACCAUGACUUGAUUGUUGCGCAGACGACGAAGGGCUCCAUUUCUGUUCGCAUCGCUAUCGAGUAAAUGGGCUUUUAAUAUUGUGAGGGUGGCAAGGGUUGCUAGUUUGGGUAGGAAAAUACAUGAUUGAUCAUGAACGAUACCGACUUGGUAGAGGCCAAGCAGGACGCGCGCUGAGAAGGGUAGUGACGCGUGUUGUAUGUCUGUUGAUGUUGGAAGUCGCGACUAGGCUGACGCCGGUGCUUGGCCAAGAGGGUUCCACCCAGCCACGUGCUAUCAUAUUCCGCAGCGCGACUUUCCAUGGCUGCUUCAGCAGUACACCCCGCUUUGACCUAUGGCCCAAGCGUUAAUCUCUAUAUACC
Alternaria alternata is the source of this 1968-nucleotide messenger RNA. RefSeq names its product cytochrome P450. The record is from RefSeq and is a predicted model, not a curated record. Gene Ontology annotation, molecular function: heme binding; iron ion binding; oxidoreductase activity, acting on paired donors, with incorporation or reduction of molecular oxygen. The transcript has 2 exons. NCBI's taxonomy places the organism in Eukaryota, Fungi, Ascomycota, Dothideomycetes, Pleosporales, Pleosporaceae. The coding region runs from base 116 to 1672 and encodes 518 amino acids.